Messenger RNA from Sturnus vulgaris (Common starling), 3091 nucleotides. RefSeq names its product Fas associated via death domain (gene FADD). The record is from RefSeq and is a predicted model, not a curated record. Lineage: Eukaryota; Metazoa; Chordata; Aves; Passeriformes; Sturnidae. Gene Ontology annotation, molecular function: death receptor binding; caspase binding. Gene Ontology annotation, cellular component: CD95 death-inducing signaling complex. Gene Ontology annotation, biological process: regulation of apoptotic process; extrinsic apoptotic signaling pathway; positive regulation of innate immune response.
GCCGGCCUUGGCUGGGUUGGUCUCUCCGCUGUGUCUCCGCCGUCUCUCCGCGUUCCCGGGAAGUCGCUCUGUGCCAACAGGAAUGGCUUUCUCCUCCGGAACGUUGGGACAGGAUGCCGAAAUCCCCCGCGCGCGGCCUUUGCUGAGCGCGGGCCCCGCCGCCGUGAAUCCUUUCCUGAGCCUGCUGAACUCCAUCGCCUCGGGCCUGUCGGACGCGGAGCUCUCCCAGAUGAAGUUCCUCUGCAAGGACAAAAUUGGGAAGCGAAAACUUGAUGAGGUGCAAAGCGGCCGGGAGCUCUUCAUCAUCCUGAUGGAGCAGCAGCUGAUCACCCACAACAACCUGGAAUUCCUGAAAAAGAUGCUGCAGGAAAUGCGUAGGAGCGAUUUGCUGGCACAGGUGGUGCAGUUCGAAGAGGAAGAACCUCAUGCACCUGAUGAUCAGCCAGAUGUUCAUGAAAAACGUCUCCUGAAAGUCGCUAUUAAUGUCAUAUGUGACAACGUUGGGAGAGACUGGAAGAAGCUGCUGCGAGAACUCGGGAUGUCAGAGGUGAAGCUGGACAGGGUAGUGGCAGCCUAUCCAAAUAGUUUGUAUGAGCAGCUUUUUCAGGGACUUCGGGAGUGGCAGGUGCAGAAGGGGAAGGAUGCAAAGGUGGCUGACUUAAUAAAAGCCCUCCAAGCCUGCAAUCUGAAAUACGCUGCAGACAAGGUUGAAGAGAAGAUCUCACAGCUGAACAUGGAAACCAGAUGAAAUAGUGUAAAACUUUGAAUGAAAAAAGUCAGGGUGCCUUCUUCUCUUCUGAACCAAAAUAAUUAUCGCUGGCUGCUUAUCAUGCCAUUUAUUUAUGUGCCUUAAGAAGUUAAUUUAUGCUCAGGUAAAAAUUGACAUGGAAACAGAUUCCUUUCAGGGAACACUUUGUAGUUUGAUUUUCUUUCAAGAUAUUUUUAACUUUCACAAGAUCCAAACUCCAUUCUCUAGAAAUUGUCACUCUUGUUCUGCCACUCACCAUGAAAGAUUUGCUUUGCUGUAGUCACUUUUCAGAUGCAUCUCCACUGGAAAUACAUCCAUGGGACACUUCUGAGGCAACUGGAAUUUAAAAUGUCAUUGAGAGAUUGGAUUUUUUUUUAUGGCCUAUCAUAAAUACAGUGUAAAAGGGAGAAGGAGUAAACCUUUCAGCUGGAUGCUGGCUUUUCUUUUGGAGUAGCAUAAAGUAAUAUCUUAGGUAAUUCAUCAAAUAUAUUUGCUGUCCAUGAAAGGACAUUAAGACAACUGUAACCUCAGACUGCAGUGCAAGAGGGACAUUAAAUAUUGUGGUGGCUUUCUUGGAAAAAACGUGCCUGGGUUUGAAAAUGAAAUCAAACGUCUGCACCAAGUGCCUUCAUCAUCCCAGAGGAAGUGCUCUCCUGAAACCAUCCAAGAGACUGUGUGUCUCACAGAUGUUUACAGCAGCCUCUUUUCAAAGCUGUGACUUGCUGGGAAUCCUUCCAUGACCUCUGUCACAGAGGCUGCUCCUGUGUGCUGGAAGGUGUGAGCCACUCACAGAGGGAACAGGAUUCAUGAACCUGUGUCAGAUUCAGUUCUCAGCUUUCAUCUGGAACAAACUUCAGUCAGUCAGUGGCCUUCACGCCUGACCUAAGGCUGGAGAAAUUGCACAGUUGCACAGUCCAGGACAUGCAGGGCUGUAAGGCCUCAGGGAGGAGAAUCCCAUGAAAUCAUUACUGCUUGAACAGCUGUAGGAUCCUGCGUUUCUGCAGGCAUCUCCCAAGUGCCUGGCUAGAUACUGGAAGAGGUUUAAUUGAUGCUGCACCUUCCAGCUCUUCCCAAGUUGUUUUUAUGUGGUGCCAUUGCUGUGAAGGCCAGGUGUCAGCACAUAACCUGUCACUGCUCUGCAGAAAUGUCAUGGCACUGACAAUUUUCAAGUUUUUGUUGCUCAUGGUGCCUCUUACUCAAACAGUGAGGCUUAAUUGUAAUUAGUGAAAACUACCAUAAGUUCACAUGAUAGAAAAAUCCUUUCAGUCAGGGCUUUUUUCCCUUCAAUGAUUCUUGUCCUCAUUCCUAGGAGUGCUCAAGGCCAGGCUGGAUGGGACUUGGAGCAACCUGGUCGAGUGGAAAGAGUCAUUGGUUGCAAGUGGAUGAUUUUUUAGGUCCCUCCCUGCCCAAAACAGGAUUGUGUGCCGAUUCUCAGUAUCUUUCCAAUUGUGGUAUCACUGUUUGUAUCCAAAAAAAGGGAAAUACAGGCGUUGCCACCUGUCUGCCUCUCCAGCAGGCAGAGUUUUCCAAGUUCUUACUUCCUUUACUUGUAUCAGUUGUCAAUUCCAGGCUCCCAGGAGGAGAUGCUGAGCUUCAGCUGGAUGACCAGCUCAAGUGUUUUGGAGAUUUUUGUUUCAUAGACACCAGGGGUAACAAUUCUGCAGUAUCUAAAGAAAAGGAUUGCUCCAGCAGUUUUUCCUUCCUGCCUCUGAGCAAUCCCUGAGCAGGGCAGAGGAGUGGAAGUGAGCAGGAUAGGUUAUGUGAGUGCUCAAACAGCCCUGCAGCAGCUCCAAGUCCAAUCUCUCUCUCAAUUGCUUUUCUUAUCCACUUUUAAUAAGUCUUCUGCUUCUCCAAGCAGAUUUAUGUGGAAUAGGAGGAGCAUACUGCCUACUGCAUGCAGCCAGGAUAUUUUAGGAAUCAGUUGGAAUAACCUGUUGGUUGUAGCCAAGAGCUCAUCAGCUACAAGAAAUAUUCUGCUUCAGGAAUUAAAAACCUCUUGUUUCUUUAAGGAUUUUGUACAUCCUUUUACUGUGUCUGAAAGCAAUAACCUAGACUGCAUCAAUCUGUGCCAUACCUCAGAGCCAAUUAAGAACAUUUUUAUGAGAGAUUAAAAUGUUGUUUAUGCGAAAUCAAAAUCAACUUAAAUUAAGGGAACAAAAUCUUGUUAUUGGGAGGAAGGAUAAAGAGUGGAAUUUGUAAGGGAAUGUUUUCUGAUCCAGUUGACAACCUUUUCUUUUCAAAUUAAACACCUUGAACUCAUACAUAUUUUUAUAACUUGAAUUACAGUUUUAUAUUGUAUAACUCUGUGUACAUUUAAUUAAAAAUAAUUCCUUUAAAAAACCA